Perkinsus marinus ATCC 50983 is the source of this 1494-nucleotide messenger RNA. RefSeq lists its product as hypothetical. Gene Ontology annotation, molecular function: mRNA binding. The transcript is spliced from 8 exons. Gene Ontology annotation, biological process: regulation of gene expression. NCBI's taxonomy places the organism in Eukaryota, Perkinsozoa, Perkinsida, Perkinsidae. Gene Ontology annotation, cellular component: nucleus; cytoplasm. The record is from RefSeq and is a predicted model, not a curated record. The coding region runs from base 1 to 1494 and encodes 497 amino acids.
AUGGAUAACAGCGCAGCAUCCUCUGGGGCACCACAAACAGGUGUGAAGCGUGGAUGGGACCAGAGUAGUCCUGAUAGCAGCGGGGAGGUGUCUAAUCAGACGAUGACCCCGCCUGAGAAAAAACCGGCUACUGCGGAUCUUGUUGCCCAGGCAGCUGCGGCGGCUGCAGCCGCUGCGGCGAGAGUCACUGCGAAUGCACAGCGACAGGGAAUUAUGCCGCAAUCGACUCCGCAACCGCCCUUGGCUCAGCAGGGGCCUAUGUCGGCUCAGCAGCCCCCCUUGGCUCAGCAGUCCCCCUUGGCUCAGCAGGGGCCUAUGUCGGCCCAGCAGGUCCCUCGUGGUCCGUCACCAGUACCUAUGGCUCCUCCGGCUAGACUCGAUAUCACUCCUGAAGGUGAUAAAAGCGCGUCCAGGGCGUACGGCGCUGUGAUAGCAUCGUCGAUCCCAGAGGAAUUCGUCCGCGAGGUAAAGUGCCCACAAUCGGUGAUAGGAAGGGUCAUUGGACCCCGUGGGGCCACCAUCAACCAACUGCAGACCACAACACUAUGCAAGAUACAGUGCCAACCUGGCCAGCCUGGGGGCUUUGCUAAAGUCAAGAUUUCCGGACCCACACAGACCUGCGUUGACGGCGCUGUGAUCUACGUCCAAGCUAUGGUCGGCAACUGGGAUGACUAUACUGAUGAACAGCUCAUGGAGGCCGGUGGGAAAGAAAUUCGGAAGGAGAUUCUCAUCCCGCAUAUCCAUGUGGGCAACGUUAUUGGCCCCAAGGGAUCUGUCAUCAAGACUAUUGAGGCCGAUACUGGAGCUAAAUUGGAAGUUGAUAACCGUACCUCUCGUGGCUCGAAAGAGGACCGUCAUAUGACUAUCUCCGGGCCCGAAAAGGCCGUCGAGAAAGCGGCCCAAUACGUUAUGUCGGUCAUGGCUGGAACUUAUGACAUCAACCAGGCGGUCGUGAGGAUGACGGCACUGGACAACAGCUCUGGGGCUUACUUCAACGCCCAAGCACAGCAGUUUUCCAAUGUGCAGCAACAAGCUUGGGCCAACGCCCAGUACCUCCGAUGGCCCACCGAGCAGGCUAUUGCUCAGGCGGCUUAUCAACAGGUUAUGGCUGAGAUGGCCGCUGGACGGAUCCCAUCGGCCUCUGCUGCUGGUGGUGCCGGUGGCAGCGGUGGCGGGAAUGUCUCUACGUCUGCUGCCACGCAGCAGCCAGCAAUGGACCCCGCCACAUUGAAGCAAUGGAAGGACUAUAUCAGUCAGUGUGAUAAGGCUAUAGCGGAUGCUCCUAAGGAGAAGCGGAAGGAGAUGAAAGACUAUGUUGAUAACCUCAAGAGGCAGUAUGGACUUACCGAUGCGAUGCUCCAUGGUGAUAGUGAGAAAGUUGAGACCAAGGAAGCGGCAGCACCACCAGAGGAGCCGGCCCCGGUGGAUCGUCGUCUGGCUGGUAUGAGUAAGGCUACUCCUACAGCGUCUGCCGCUGAGGAGUCGACUGAUUAA